This is a messenger RNA of Doryrhamphus excisus (bluestripe pipefish), 4100 nucleotides long. The record is from RefSeq and is a predicted model, not a curated record. NCBI's taxonomy places the organism in Eukaryota, Metazoa, Chordata, Actinopteri, Syngnathiformes, Syngnathidae.
ACCCUAAUGUACAUAUAUUAAUACUGUUUAUUCUGUAUAUUUUGUAUUUUCAUUUUUUUAUAGAUGUGUCUGCACCUACUUCACCAAAAUCAUCAUACCUGGCAAUAAACCAUUUCUGAUUCUGAUUCUUAUUCAAAGGACCGUACUAUCAAAUAUGCUCCUCCUUUUCAGUAAGCUUAGAAAUUGUAAAAAUGUCCCAUGACAAAUGCAGCAAGUCAGCAACUACCAGUAGCUGUUAAAGAGGACAAGCGGAUGAUAAAAAAAUAAGCUCCUCCCCUUUGGACAGGUUUAAUUGUGCAGGUGAUGUCACGCCAUGUCAACCUGACUGGUCAUAUGACUUCCUGUCACGCUGUUAACUGCAUCAUAACCACUCAUAACCUUGAGUGGUGCCUUUCAUACAGAACGGAUGGAAUGCUAUAAACCCGAUCCAAAGUUCAGGAAUGAGAUAAGACCCAGAUUCCGUCCUGGGACUCGGGUUCAUGAAAUGUAAAAAUACACUUUGUGUCUCUGAUUGGUGCUUGCAUAUUGUCCUUGGUGUAAAAGCUGUGGAGACGUCGCUGGAAUAUGUACAGCGUUUCUUCUACGCAGUCUGUAGUGGAAGUUGUUUUUUUGGGGCGUGCUUUUUGUGAGUUCUUGCAUGAGUCUUGGUUGGUCUUGGCCCCGCCCCUCAGCACCACAGAGGCCGGCCUUGGACCAGCUCACACAGCUAAGAUUCAGACUCCCGGAGACUCAGCCUUCAUUUGUAAGCUCAGCGUUUGAGCUGGACAGAUCCUGGUUCAGAUCCUGAUGGCCGUGGACAGCAUGGACCUGGAGCAGGAGAAGAAGCAGCACUGCAUCCGUGGCAAGCAUGUUGUCAUCAUCUGUGUGACAGUUGUAGUCUGUUCUUUAGCGGUGGGUCUCGGGGUGGGCCUCUCUCGGUCAGAAUCUACCACAACCCCAGUCUACACCACGGCAGGUCCCACGGCAGAACCUACCCAACCUCCUGAACCUGGUAGAGGACCCUGCAAACCUUCCAAUGACAUCAGCGGGGACUGGAAGAACUUUCGCCUACCCAGCUAUGUGAAACCCGUUCACUAUGACUUGCUGCUGGAACCAGACCUUGUCGCUGACACCUACACGGGCACCGUGGAGAUCCAUGUGGAAGUCAGCAAGCCCACGCGCCACCUGUGGCUCCACAUCAGAAAUACGUUUGUCAGCGAGAAGCCCAGGCUAAAAUUGCUGGACAAACAUGGACAGCAGAAGCACGUGUCAGUCAAGAGCUGCUUUGAAUACACCCCUCAGGAGUACGUGGUGGUGGAGGCCACGGAGGAGCUGCCUGCCACCAACCCUGGAGAGACGUACGUGCUGGGUUUGGACUUCCAGGGAUGGCUGAACGGCUCCGUGGUGGGAUUUUACCGAGUCAUUUACACAGAAGGAGGAGAACCCAAAAAGGUUGCAGCAACUGAUCACGAGCCAACAGACGCCCGCAAGUCCUUUCCCUGCUUUGAUGAGCCCAACCAAAAGGCCACCUUUAAAAUCUCCAUCAUUCACGACGCCAACUAUGGAGCUCUGUCCAACAUGCCGCCCGAGAGCGCACCGCGACGACUAUCUGGCAACAAACUGAGAACCUCCUUCCAGAAGUCCAUUCCAAUGAGUACCUAUUUGGUAUGUUUUGCUGUGCACCAGUUCGGUCAUGUGGAAAGAAUAUCCGCCCGAGGAAUUCCUCUGAGAAUCUACGCCCAACCAAGUCAGUUAUCAACUGCAACUUAUGCAGCGGACACAACCAAGGUCAUUUUUGAUUACUUUGAGGACUACUUCAAUAUGACAUACUCCAUCUCAAAACUUGACAAGAUCGCCAUCCCUGACUUUGGAACCGGUGCAAUGGAGAACUGGGGCCUGAUCACCUACCGGGAGACCAACUUGCUGUACGACGAGAACCAGUCGUCGUCCUACAAUAAGCAGCGAGUUGCUAGUGUUAUCGCACACGAGCUCGUUCACCAGUGGUUUGGGAAUAUUGUGACGAUGGAUUGGUGGGAUGACCUCUGGCUCAACGAAGGCUUCGCUAGCUUCUUUGAGUACGUCGGCGUGGAGAAGGCCGAGGCCAGCUGGGGUAUGCGGGAAAUCAUGCUCAUCAGCGAUGUGCUUCCUGUUAUGGUGGAUGAUGCCCUCCUCUCGUCCCAUCCAAUCAUCGUGGACGUGUCCACCCCGGCGGAAAUCACCUCUGUGUUUGACGCCAUUUCAUACAGCAAGGGAGCAUCCAUUCUCAGGAUGCUGGAGGACUGGAUGGGGAAGGACCCGUUCAGAGAUGGCUGCCGAAAAUAUUUAAAAGACUACUACUUCCAGAACGCCAAGACGGCCAACUUUUGGGCUUCCCUUGCAAACGUGAGUGGGCUGCCGGUGGCGGAGGUAAUGGACACGUGGACCAAACAGAUGGGCUACCCAGUGGUGGACCUCACCGUCACAGAAGCAAAGGCCACACUGAGCCAAAAGCGUUUCCUCCUGGAUCCUAAUGCUGAUGCCAACCAGCCUCCUUCACCUCUUGGUUACGUGUGGACCAUCCCGGUCAAAUGGCAUUCUCUGAGGAGUGAUAAGAACAUGUCAACCAUGUUUGACAAGAGCAGCACAGAGCAUGUUGUAAACGACUACUCACCUGCAGUAGAUGGCCUUCUGAAGGUCAACAACGAUCACAUAGGAUUCUACCGAGUCAACCACGAAGACCACAUGUGGAACACCAUUAGCCAGCAGCUUCGAAGCAACCACUUGGAGUUUGAUGCAGCUGAUCGCACAAGCUACAUUGAUGAUGUAUUUGCUCUUGCGAGGGCAGACAUCAUCGACUACGGCCACGCCUUCAACCUCACCAUGUAUCUGACCAAUGAGACGGACUACAUCGUAUGGGAUCGAGUGGCGUCCUCCAUCGCGUACGUUCGAGACAUGUUGUCCGCCAAUGCUGGUCUCUAUCCAAAGUUUCAGCAAGUUUUUGGCGAUCACGUAAAAAACAUUUCAACUGAGCUUGGCUGGAAUGACGAAGGAACGCAGAGAGAACGGCUACUGCGGGAGACCGUGCUCAGCAUUGCUUGUCAAAUGGGAGAUGAGGAUAUGCUGGAUGAAGCCUCGCAUAUUUUUAACCGCUGGAUUAAUGGAAGUCUCAGCAACGUGGCAGUGAACCUGAGGUUGCUGGUAUAUCGUUAUGGCAUGAAGAACACCAAAGAAGACGUGGAAGCCAAAUGGAACGUUAUGUUGGACCGAUACAAGAUGGCUACCUUGGCUCAAGAGAAGGACAAGCUGCUGUAUGGACUGGCCUCUGUCCAAAACGUCCAGCUUCUCUGGAGGCUCCUGGAGGCCUCUAAAGAUGAAACUGUGGUGAGAAGCCAGGAUCUGUUUACCCUCGUCAGAUACGUGUCCUACAACUCUUUGGGUCAGACCAUGGCCUGGGACUGGACCACGCUCAACUGGGACUACCUGGUUAACAGAUAUACCAUCAACGAUAGAAACCUUGGACGCCUUCUAAAUCGACUGUCAAGCAGCUAUAACACGGAGCUCCAGCUGUGGAAGAUGCAGCAUUUCUUCAGUCUGAAUCCCGAUGCCGGAGCUGGGGAGAUGGCGAGGAAGCAGGCACUGGAAACUGUACAAAAUAACAUCCAAUGGAUUCAGAGGAAUGAGGACGAGAUUAGAGUGUGGCUGGAGAGAAAUGGCUCCUAACUUGAUCAUAUACGUAUAUAUUGUACUAUACUGUAUGUACUGUACUAUACUGAACUGUACUAUAAUGUUCCUUUGACUCAGACUUUCCUCUAUGAGCCACUCGGCUUUGGUUUCUAUUCAUGUCACAGUGUUCAACCCACAUCUCUGGUUGACUAUGAAGCGUCCUUCUUCAAGAGAGAACAAUGGUAAUUAAAGAGAGAAGGGCAGUGUAUCUGGAAGUAAUCAGUCUUUUAGGGCACGUAUGAAAAUUUCAAUAUGAUUUUGAGAAUUUUGCUCCCAAAUGUUUUCACAAAAGGUUGAAAGAACAUCUUUGAUUUUACUGUAAACUCAAUUUAUUUUAAUGAUGGGAGUCGUUAGGAGUCAUCACUGAACCGAAUCAGGUGGGAGUCGAGUCACAGUCGCAAGCCUGUCUUUUGCCUCUU